This is a messenger RNA of Austrofundulus limnaeus, 3832 nucleotides long. Its product is annotated as snRNA-activating protein complex subunit 4. Gene Ontology annotation, molecular function: RNA polymerase III type 3 promoter sequence-specific DNA binding; RNA polymerase II cis-regulatory region sequence-specific DNA binding. Gene Ontology annotation, biological process: snRNA transcription by RNA polymerase II; snRNA transcription by RNA polymerase III. Gene Ontology annotation, cellular component: snRNA-activating protein complex. NCBI's taxonomy places the organism in Eukaryota, Metazoa, Chordata, Actinopteri, Cyprinodontiformes, Rivulidae. The record is from RefSeq and is a predicted model, not a curated record.
GGGAGAGCUGGCAGAAGACCCUUCUGAUCCAUUCUGUAACCCAAGACGGUCUGAAGAAACUCAUCCAGCCCAAACUGUCCAGGGUGGACUACCUGACGCAGAAGAUGUCCUCAGCGAGUGAAGCAGACAAGCAGCAGAUCAGAGAGCUGAUAGACCGCCUGGAGACAGAGAUAGACCUGCUCAGGCAGAAGAAGAAGGAGGAGCUUAUCGGAGAUCGAUUUGAAGAACACGACUGGCAGAAGAUCUCCAACAUUGACUUCGAAGGGACAAAGGACGCUGAGGACAUCCGUCUUUUCUGGAGGAACUUCCUGCAUCCGUCCAUCAACAAGGAGGCGUGGAGCAAAGAGGAGGUGCAGAAGCUGAAGGAGGUCAGCUGGAGACACGGGGAGAGACACUGGGACAGGAUCGCAGAGGAGCUGGGGUCUGGGAGGACGGCCUUCAUGUGUCUUCAGACAUUCCAGCGUUUCGUCUCAGAGUCUCUGAAGCGCAGAGGCUGGACGCCAGAGGAGGACUUUCAGCUCCGAGAACUCGUGGACAAGAUGAGGAUCGGAAACUUCAUCCCCUACACACAGACUCCUGCUGCAGGCCGUGUCUCGUCACGGGGAGAAGAGUUGGUGGAAGAUCCGGUUGGAAGUACCUGGACGCACCGACAGCAGCUGCAGAGAUAGGUUUGUCGACUGUCUGAGGAAAGGCGUGAAGCGAGGACCUUUUGACUGGAAGGAGAUCGAGCUGCUGAAGGAGUUGGUGGAGAAACAUGGAGUCGGCCACUGGGCAAAGAUCGCUGCAGAGAUCCCUCACCGUUUGGACUGUCAGUGCAUGAGAACGUGGAGGAAACUGAGCCAGCCUCGUCAGAUAAAACGGGAAAGGAAAGCAGCACCAUCAGUCAGAGGAAGAGGAGGAAAAAAGAAGGAGAUGAAGGAGAAAGCUUCAGCCAGGAGGACACUCAGGAGACGAAUAGUGAAAAUCAAAAAGGAGGAGGAGGAGGAGGAGGUGAUGACUGAGGAGGACGAAGAGCAGGAGGACGAGGUGCCGUACAUGGACAGUGAUGAAGACACGAAGAGGAGGAGGAGGAAGGGGGUGGAGGCUGAGGAGGAAGAGGAGGAGUACGUGAUCCCCCCGAUGAAGGACUGGAUCCCGGCGAAGGACGCUCAGACCUGCUCCGACCUGAGGUUCCGCCUGGCGGUGCUGCCGUCGUCGGCCGGGGCUCAGGGAGUCAAACAGGUGCGCUCCACCGUGGUGGGGCGGUCCGGACGCUCCGUUGUCCUCGGACCCCCUCCCAUGGUGCUGCGGUGGGAGGAGCGCCACAACUGCGCCGCCAUGAUGAUGGUGACCCUCGACCAGCUGCGAGCCCACCUGAGCGCCCAGGAGCAGAAGUUCAACAGGGCCCACCCCCGACGGACAGGAGGACCACUGACCCGGGUCACGGACAGGGGGCUGUACUGCGACCUGCAGGCCGCCGUCACGCCGUGGGUCGGGAACCUGCUGUUCGCCGAGAGCCGGCGGUGGACGGUGGCGGACCUCCUGAGGGAGCGGGCGGAGGCCAGUGGCGUCUCCUCCUCCUCCAUCUUCACGCUGCUCCUCCAGGUCAUGAACGUGGACACCCCCGGCUGCAAGGACAUGAUCGAGAAGAAGAAGAGCAAGGCGGGGCUGCAGGCUCCGCCCCCUGCCGCCUCGCCGAGCAGAAGGAAAGAUCAGAGGAGUGCUCAGCAGAGGAGUACGAUGAAGCAGGAGGAGGAGGACGAGCGGCGCAGACUGAUGCUGCAGCAGCUGCAGGAGGCGAAGCAGGAGGAGCUCAGGCAGCGUUCACUGAGCAAGCCCCCCCUCCUCCAUCAGGUACUUCCUGUCAGGAGUCUUCAGACAAGUCCUUCCUGUCUCCUUCCUCCUCCGGACACUUUCGUUCAGUUUACACCUCCUGCCUCUGUGGUCCCCACUCCCAAACUCACCCCCUUAGCCCCGCCCUCCUCUGCUUCUAUUGGCUCCUCUGUGACCAAUAACAAUGUUGUUCUGCCCACAUCCAUUACUCCCAGCUCCGCCCUCAGGGAGGAGUUCUGUGCGGGGAAAGGUCCGGGUUCUUCAGGAGCAGGUCAAACCCAGGAAACAAACACUCCUCCUGACUCCUCCCACCAAUCCACAGCCCCUCCCCCUCCUCCUGACUCCUCCUCUUUUUCCUCUGAAAGACUCACUUCAGCUCCACCCACCUCCUCAACAACCAGCGAUUCUCCACUGGCCCUUACUGACCACAACUACGUCGAUCCCAAUGCUAGCCCUGCCCCCAAAAAACCUGACCCCACCCCCAAAGAUUUUUUUAAAUGUUUAUAUACAGGUAGAAAAAGGAAGCAGGAGAAGGAGGAGCAACAGGAUGUGGGCGGGGCCUGUGCAGUUGUUGCUCAGGAGGGAAAGCGGCUUCGAAAGGCAAGUCUGAAGGCCAGAGAAGCCAUUGAGGCUCAGGCUAAAGCUAUGAAUGAAAAAAGCCCCGCCUCCUCUCCUCGGAGGAAACCGGCCCGCAGUUCCGGCCCGAAGCAGGACGUCAUCGAUCAGACUCCGCCCCUGACUCAGGCUGCCACGCCAUGUUUACCUGUAAUUCAGAACAUGUGGGUGAUGACCCCUUCUGGACUGGUUCCAGUGGUCGUGCCCCAAAAUUCUCAGCUGGCGUUCUUACCAAGCGCUCCCCGCCCUGCUCCUUUGGCUCCGCCCCCUCCCACAGCUGAAAAGCUUCAGUUUGUUGGGCUGAAACCAGUCACUUUUUCUGUAAAUUCUCUAAAUCCUGCCUCAUCAACCUGUCAACCAAAGCCCCUCCCCCUUGCCUGUGUGCUGCCACAUGGCCCCUCCCCCCAGCCUCCCGGUAAAGUGGCAUUACCUUAUAAGGUUGUUCUCAAAGUGGACUCCUCAAAGGCUCCGCCUCUCAGGAGGGAGGAGCUGCACUUUAAUCCUGCGUUAAUGUUCCGGGAGCCCCCAGAGGAGGUGCGUGAUUGGCUGAGUGGGCGAGGAGGCGUAGCCGUACCUGGAGCGAGGUCGGCCCUCCCCUACCUGCCGCCGUUCGUCGGCUCACUGAGCGCGCUCAGAGCGCUGCUGCGAGCCAAACAGACGCUGACGCAGUCGUCUCUGCAGCUGCUGAGCGGCGCCGGUGAACCCCGGUCCUCCCAGACCAAACCCCCCGGCUCAGCUCCCCAUCCUCCAGACCCCAGACCAGCUGAAGACCACACAGGUAGCCCAACUGAUCCCCCUGCCAGCUCCAAGCAGGAGGAGGAAGAGGAGGAGCAGGUGAAGGAGGUACGUCGGCUCGUGGCCGAGCGUUUCUCCUCUAACCCCGCCUACCAGCUGCUAAAGGCGCGCUUCCUGUCCUGCUUCACUGUCCCCGCCCUCCUGGCCGCCGUGCCGCCAAUCACAAAGAAGUUGGCUUGUCGGCAAGAUGAGGAGGAAGAGGAGGAGCAAGAAGAGGAAGAGCAGCUGAAGGAAAUCAAACCGAGAGGAAGACGAAAGAGAGCGGAGAGAUUCCCGCUGCAAUUUGAUGACUCAGCAGUUCUGGCCAGUCACUUCUCAGGCAUCCUGACCGGGAGGUCCACCACAGACCCACAACAGGUUCCCCAGAACCAGAACCAGAACCAGGACAUGCAAACUGAACCGGAUCAGAACCAGCCUGUGUAGACUGCAGCAGAUCCUCAGACCGGGUCAGAACAGGAACUAAAACUGUUCCUGCGGUGCAUUCGAGGACACUGCAGAGCUCUGUGGUGCGUUCAGGAACCUGUUGGAAAAUGAAGACGUUUUGAAACAUGUUUGUUGUUGCUGCUGAGAAACAUUUGUUUCUUUGAUUUUCUAAUAAAAACUCUGAUUU